Gambusia affinis (western mosquitofish) is the source of this 2601-nucleotide messenger RNA. Its product is annotated as chloride channel CLIC-like protein 1. The transcript is spliced from 10 exons. Lineage: Eukaryota; Metazoa; Chordata; Actinopteri; Cyprinodontiformes; Poeciliidae. Gene Ontology annotation, biological process: rRNA processing. The record is from RefSeq and is a predicted model, not a curated record. Gene Ontology annotation, cellular component: membrane; nucleus; endoplasmic reticulum. Bases 458 to 1006 code for a protein of 182 amino acids. Gene Ontology annotation, molecular function: methyltransferase activity; chloride channel activity.
UGUCUCUUUAUUAUUAUUCUUAACUUCUUCUUCCGCGGACAUUAAUGCGGCUCGCUGCGAGCCCACCCACAAAAGUGGUAUCAAAACGUGCGGCUCGUUCCCGGGAACUGCCGCACGUUUUGCGGCAGUUCCCGGAAAACGUGCGGCAAAAAAAAGGCUAAUGCUAAUGAACUAAGCAUUAGCUAAGGCUAAUUAACAACCAGCAUAUCUUUACCUUCCGUCACGGAAGAAGAUCGUGCCUUUUUAGAUGCUGCUAUCACUCCGGAGGAAGUUUGGGCUCCAAUUAAAUCUAUGCCAAACAGAAAAUGUCCUGGACCCGAUGGAUUUCCAUUGGAAUGUUUUAAGCUAUUUUGGCCAGAGAUUCAACCAAUGUUCAUGCCUGCUGUUAAUGACAUUUUGAGAAAUGGCAUCCCCCCCUCAUGGAGACAUGCCUCCAUCAGUCUUCUUCUAAAAGAAGAUGCUGAAGAAGAUGGAACAAGCCAAGAAGAAGGCCGAGGCUGUCGUCAACACUGCCGACAUUUCUGAAAGAGAGAAGAUGGCUCAGCUGAAGAGGCGUGUUCAGAUGGACGACGAGUGGCUAGACAUACAUGACAUGCUCAACUAUGAUAUAGUUGCCAAAAGAAUGCGACAGACGACAGAGACUGAGCCACACUGGAGAUCCAGUAGUCAACAUGUGGAGGAUCUGCAGAGACAGAUCGGGAUGCUUGUUUUGAUUCUGUUAGCCAUCAUCUGCAUCAAGAAGUCUUCUGGUGCUCUAAUCUUUUGGCCCUUGAAAUUCAUCUGGGUGCUGAUCUUUUACUUCGUUGUCAGUAUUCUUUGGAGUUGGUUAUGUGUGUACCAGGUUGCCUUCUUUGAGCAUCAAAACAUCAUCAGAAAAACCGUAAACCUCAAUGAAGAAUGUAAAGGAAUACAAGAAAUGGAUUGGACCGAUGGUUUGAAAGAGGGGUUCAGAACCAGCAGGCCUCUCCAUGACGACCCCUGUAAAGAUUACUAUGCAUUUUUUUGAACCAGUCCUCUCCUUCUUGUAUGUCCAACCAAGGUAGUAUCAUUUACCUUCAGGAUUUUAAUGAAAGACCCACUAAGACACUUUGGGGAGGGGAUAAGUGAGCUUCAUCGAGCAGUCCUAAAACAUCUGCCAGUUUCCCUUCAGUUUCCAGUCUUCAUGAUCAUCAUGCUCAUCAUUUUGUGGUUCAUGAAUGAAAGUGUAGAGCCUGGCUCGCAACACUGCACCAAGACACCAACGAAUAAGCUGGAAGACCCUCCUUCAGGAGUGAAGGAUGGUGAUCGGAUGUCUGCAUCUGACCAGGAUUGUGACCAAGCUGUUGAUAAAAGUCUUGUCGAUAACGUGGGAAGUAGCAUCACUGCAGAGACAUUGGGCUUUGUCGAACCUCAACUUAGAAAAAAUGCAAACAAAGAAAAUGUUGAGGCGACUGAGAGUCCCUCUGUUAGUUCAAGGUUCACAAACCAGCAGAAGACACCUGAGAAGCCUGCUGCCAACACUGAUGAACCAGACAGCUUAUGCCCAGUCAACUUGAAUCCUUCACAGCCUCAUCUGGAGGACAAUGAAGACUUCAAGGAAGACGACGCGUCCUCCAUGUCUCUAAGAAACUUUUUUAAGCUACCGACUUCUGUUCAAGAGACAAGUCCAAAGUUAGUGGAUUAGACUUCAAAGCAAAGUUUGAUCUCCAUUUAACAGCUUGACUCGUAUUUUAAUAGUAGAAUUGUCUUGCGAACAGCAAAGACGAUUCUCUGAUAAGCUGAAUUUAGGUGCAACAAGACACUUUGCUCUUUUAUCAGGAAUGUUUUAUUUUUCUCUAGAUACAAAGGGAAAUGUUCCCCUGUGAUUAGUACUAGUUGUAUUACUUUUGCAAGAAAAUACUUUUGAAGAAACACGUGAGCAAUAAACAAAAAAAUUCUAAAUAAGACAAAAUAAAUUAUUCUUUUAGUAUUUUUAUUUUUAAGAAAAAAUUAUGUUUUUUUUUUGUUAUGAACACUUGGUAGGCAUUUAUUGUAAUUGCACAGCUCAUACAUUCAGAAACAUGUACAUGGUAGACAUUUAGCACUAUAAGGAGAGCUUGAAAGUUACAAAUGUUAUUUUAUAAAGAUUUAAAAAAUACUUUUUGCUGAGGAUGUUAAUCAGUGAUUCAGCUCCAUUUUACAUUUUAGUGUUUGUUGUUCACUGGUUCUCUGUGAUUUAAGAAGUGGACAUUUAUACAAUGAGAUGAAAAUAUUUUUCUGUGAAAAAUUACUUUGAAUGUGUAUUUUUGUCCGUAUUAAAACAACCAGAAUUACCUGGUUACCUGGAAAUUUGCCUGUUCAUCAUCAGGGCAAAUUUCAGAAAUUGGUGAGGCUUUUCAGCUAUGGUUGACAGACGUUUUAUUACAGUGUAUCCAGAGUCUUGGUUUUCUUCUGCUGAAAUAGACCUAAAAUGUGAAAUUCUGCAUUAUUGUUAUUUUAGCUCAUGUAAUACUAAAGUGCAGUUUUGAGAGUUUUGUUAAAUAACUGGAGUUAUUGUGGUAGUAAAGCUUAAGUUGUGCUUCUACCUCAGCAAAGCGUUCCCAUGUAUAGAAAUUGUGUAAAAUAAAGCACUGAAUUUAAUAA